Asterias rubens (European starfish) is the source of this 666-nucleotide messenger RNA. RefSeq names its product skin secretory protein xP2-like. Bases 1 to 666 code for a protein of 221 amino acids. The record is from RefSeq and is a predicted model, not a curated record. Lineage: Eukaryota; Metazoa; Echinodermata; Asteroidea; Forcipulatida; Asteriidae. The transcript has a single exon.
AUGUCUCAGUCCGCUCCGGAUGCCGCUGCGGGUGCCGCUCCGGGAACCGCUCCGGGUAUCGCUCCGGAUGCUGCUUCAGGUACCGCUCCGGUUGUCACUCAGGGUACCGCUCCGGGUAUCGCUCCGGAUGCUGCCUCAGGUACCGCUCCGGUUGUCACUCAGGGUACCGCUUCGGGAACCGCUCCGGGUAUCGCUCCGGAUGCUGCUUCAGGUACCGCUCCGGUUGUCACUCAGGGUACCGCUCUGGGUACCGCUCCGGGUACCGCUCCGGCCAUCGCUCCGGGUACCGCUCCGGCCACCGCUCCGGGUACCGCUCCGGCCACCGCUCCGGGUACCCAUCUGGGUGUUGUUUUGGGUGCCGCUCCGGUUACCACUCCGGUUGCCACUCCGGGUGUUCCUGAACCAAUCCCAGCUCCGUAUCCCGAUGGUGCACCACCGAAAUACACGGAAGCCUUUGCCGACCCCGCAUACCCACCACAACCUUUACUAGGCCAGUUACAGACCGGACCUCCCCAAGGCCAGCCCAUGCCAGGCCAAGUUCCUGUCGGUGGACCUUAUCAGCCCAUGCCAGGCCCAGUGCCCGUCGAUGGCCCCCAGCCGAUGACGACAGUGAAUUACACAACAGGUACACAACAAAUGACAUACGUCAGAAGUACGCGUAAGUAA